AUGUUGAAUGAGUCGCUCAUGGACGUGUUUGGCAUCCUAAAUGACCGUUCUGGUCCCACCGAUGAAGCUCGAGUGUAUAAACAGCUCUGGGAGCUAUUGAAACGCGAUCCUACGUCUAUUCAUGCGCUCUUGAGCCAUGAGUUCAUGAACAGGCCGAUUGAAGAGCUCGCGGGUUGUGUCGCGCAGGAGUGUCUUGAGAAGCGUCUUGUCUGCCUGUGCGUUCUCGAUUUCAGACUACGCUCUGGUUGUGUGCUUCCUAGUCCAUCUGAUGCCUUGAGCUCGAUAUUUAGCACCGUAUCCAUGGUUCAGGCGGACCCACAGGCUACCAACGCUUGCUUUCGCAUUUUGAGCACUGUUCUUGCAUUCGCGGAGAGCACACAGACAGUGGGCCUGCGACAAUGUGACGUGGACUGCAUUAGCAGUGAGCAUUUGGUGAGCGAGAACGCGGCAGUACUAAUGGACUAUGUUUACCUGGCACUGACACAUCCCUGGAUCAGCGAAAGCGAGGCUCAGCAAUGGCUAAGCGAGCUUUAUAGAUCUGGUGUUUUUUGGUGGCUGCGACAGAAACUACAGAGCACUGCAAAACUGGAUUUCCUGGAAACGCUCUUUGAAGACACUAUGAAGCGGGCGUACAACUCUUUUAUCCAGACAAUGCAAACAUUUUUACGUGCUCAAGGCAUCGCAAAGGAGUGGCAGUUUUGCGGUGCAUCCAAAUUUUCCGAGCUAUUCGACCCAAUGGUCCUCAAAAAUUGUGUCGAGGAUGCCCUCGCCGCUCUUAAGAUACAACCUAGAACCCGUGAUGCAGGGACCGCACCUCGGCUUCUGGCUCACCUCUCAAAGCGUCCCAUACAAUCCCGCGAUUUUUGGCAAGGGAUUAUGUUAGAUAGGCCCGCACUGGAUCUGAUGUGGAUCAGCCCAUCUCGCGAUAUGUUUACGCACGCUUCCAAGACAUAUAUGCACGAGUUUGCCAAACUUCAGUGUGAUAUCAAGAACUUCAUACUAAGGAUUAACUCUCGGUAUUCCAUCUCUCAUGGAAAAUUGACUGGAAAUAGCAAGUACGCUACGUCUGCUUAUGAGCUUGGUCAGGAUCCUGUGACAAAGUCGUGGUUUAUCAAAGUUGCCAAGACUUUUGCGCCCGAAGCUCAAGUUGAAAAAUGGGGGAAUAUACAAGGGAAACGCCUGUGUCUGUCCAGGCUUGAUGGCGCGUUCUUCGUGGUGCAGGUCGCCAGUGUUCACAAGGUUGGUGACAUGCUUCAGCUGUUCAUAGGAACUGAAAAUGUUUCUGGCCUCCAAAACUGUCAACUUCUUAGCGUAUUGAGCACCGAGCUGGAAUUUCAAGUCAAAGCAGUUGAUGACCUGUUAAAGUUUAACCUCGAAAAUGAAAGGUUACAGGCUAUGACGCCAAUGACCAACUUGGUCCGAAGCUCAUGCCCAUCAAAGACCGUUAUUCUCUCUAAUUUGUUCAGCGAUGAGCAGCAGAUAAAGAACUUCUUACACGAAAAUACUGAAAGUGUUAAGCAAAAGCCAAGUAAGAGACGCUUAGUUCCCGUGAAGGAGGCAAUAUCUCUAGAUUUGGAGAAGGGAAAAUGGGCAAUUGAGAAAGCAGUAAAAAAUUCACCCAAACAUGACUUUACACUAGAGCAAAUUGAAUCUGUAAUUCACGGCGUGUGCGAAAGCGCAUCAUGUGUCAACGGUGAUGUUGGAACCGGAAAAGCGACAAUAAUCGCUGCAAUAAUCGACAACUUGCAUCUUAACUCCUUUUACAAACGCUUCCCCCAAAUGUGCUCCAGAUUCCUUAUCGUUUGCGACACGGACGAAACAUGUCAAAAAAUUGCCAGCUACUUGAGCAUCAUCCAACCACAAUCUGUUGUGCAUUAUUCGAAUGAUACGAGUAGCCUUAUUGAAAAAAAGAAGAAGGGUGUUAAGGAAGCUCUAUCCAGAGUCCAGGAAAUAGCAAGCAUUUUGCGGAUCCCGGGCGACCAUUCUUCGAGUGUUCCAGCGGCACUCUCAUUUUUGCAGCACUUCCUCGAGCCUAUGCUCCAUGAUUAUCGCGCAAGCAUCAAAACUAACGAUGAGAUUUCUAAACGUGCUUUCCCUCUUCUAGAAGACGGGGUCUUGACAUCACCGAGUAGCGAAAUGGCCGAACGUAUUAUUGAAACCUCUUAUCAGGUAGCAGUAAUGUACGAUCAACUUCAGAAAUGGCAGUUCCUAUUUUUGAAUGGUGACUUAGAAAAAACUUUGACAGAAGCGUGCGACUUGCUGCUCAUUUCCAAAGACCGCUUCCAGAAGUGCCUCGUCGAUAAAAAGCUCAGCUUCAACUCCUUUGAAAGUUUAGUCAUAUGCAACGCCGACUUCUUCGAACCGUCAGAAAUAUGGAGAGCGCUUAGCCUCAACACUCACUGGCAAAGGACCAUUUUCUCCGGCGAUUUUACUAACUCACCUCUACCUUAUGUUGCUCGUCAGCUUUUCUCAUCAAAGUCACUUCAAUUUAGGUUGACAACUUCUUACAACACCAACCGUGAAGUUCUAAGGAUUCGAUUCCCCUAUGAGGAACAACCCGAUCCUGUACCAGUUCUGUAUUCACCAGUGCAAGUCAUCAAGACACCCGGGAAGAUUGUCAACAACAUAAACUGGGAUGAGGCGGAGUAUUGCGUGUUACUGUAUGCAUAUCUUCGCCUUGCCGGCUACCCCGCGAAGGUGAUCAGUAUCAUAGCUCUCAAUCCUUACCAGAAGUACGCAAUUGACACGGAACUCGAAGACUGGCUGCAGUUAGAACCCUCGCACAAAGAUAUAAAAAAGCCCAGCUCCAUAAGUUCUCUCGAAAACAAUCGCUCCCACAGGAAUGAUAUAGUCAUAAUCUCAACGGCCGGAAUUCAGCCAAAUGUGCCCUUUCUUUCGCGCUACGCGAGAAGAGGACUUCUGGUGUUAAGUGCAGCAGGCGACGAUCUUCAGAUUGUGGCCGGCGAGUCCUUCCCAUCAGUAAAAUCUGACAAACGUGAAGCCAGGAGAAUCCAGAACCUGGAUCAACUCAAAGGCUUGGUUGACAGCCUUCUCUGCUCCAAGAGACCUCGGAAGCAAUCACGAAAAACACACAAUGAGUGA
Messenger RNA from Lachancea thermotolerans CBS 6340, 3102 nucleotides. RefSeq names its product KLTH0E02992p. The record is from RefSeq and is a predicted model, not a curated record. Lineage: Eukaryota; Fungi; Ascomycota; Saccharomycetes; Saccharomycetales; Saccharomycetaceae. Bases 1 to 3102 code for a protein of 1033 amino acids. The transcript has a single exon.